Messenger RNA from Hibiscus syriacus, 1085 nucleotides. RefSeq lists its product as uncharacterized. Gene Ontology annotation, cellular component: nucleus; cytosol. Lineage: Eukaryota; Viridiplantae; Streptophyta; Magnoliopsida; Malvales; Malvaceae. Gene Ontology annotation, biological process: autophagosome assembly; membrane fusion; nuclear membrane reassembly. The transcript has 9 exons. Gene Ontology annotation, molecular function: ubiquitin binding. The record is from RefSeq and is a predicted model, not a curated record. Bases 21 to 1085 code for a protein of 354 amino acids.
AUCAGAAAAAUAAUUGAACAAUGGAACACGAAACUCAGCAGCAAGGAAAUCCCAGUAACCUAACUGCCGAUCAAAACGCUGCUUUGAUCAACUCCUUCAUAGAAAUCACUUCUUCUUCCAAAGAAGAAGCCCUCUUCUUUUUGGAAUCCCACCAGUGGGACCUGGACGCCUCCGUUUCCACCUUCUUCGAUAGCAAUUCUACCGCCGCACAACAACCGCGCUCAAUCACGCCUCCCGUCUCCGACGUCGUUAACAACUCUCCGACUUCCUCACCCUCUGAUUCCGCUGAUUAUUCUCCCUCGCAAUCGCCUUCUAGGUCCCGCUCCCCUUCUCCUGCCCGCCCUUCUCGCCCCCCUUAUACGCUUAGGUCGCGCCGCAACGCUGAUAAGAAACCGUCUGGUAGCGACGGAAGCAACGCUCGUGGCGUUCGUACCCUCGCCGAUCUAAACCGGUCCCCUCCUGGUGGGUCCGACAGCGAUUCCGAUGAAGGCCAGGAUUAUUUCACCGGCGGUGAAAAAAGUGGGAUGGUGGUUCGAGAUCCUUCGAAGCAUCACGAUGUGGACUCUAUUUUUAAUCAAGCGAGACAAGCAGGAGCGGUGGAAGGAUCUGAUUAUAUUGCAGAUAGGGUUGAGAAGGUUGCUGAAACCAUCCAAAGAUUGGGUGAUCUGAAGCUUAGAGUGCAGACUUUGGAAGCUGAAAGGGCUUUCCAACGUGUUAAUGUUGUUCAGAAGACAAUAGGAAGUGAAGUUUCUUUUUCUUUGGGUAACAUUAAGUUCUCUUACAUGCAUCCUUCCAUAGAGAACUUUGAAAGUGAUGGGAUUUUUGACAAUGGAGUUCACGAGUUGCAUGAUGUGCAUGCUUUUCAUGUAAUCGUUGUAAUGGUUUUGAUGUGCAAUUACCCAGUUGGUUUUUCCCUCUAUGUUGAUGAAAAGAAGUUUUCUUUGCAGAUUCUGAAGGAUUUUCUGUUAUGGGUUGACAAGGAUCUUGGACCUUGGGGUCCACUUGUGAUGGUUGUUGCUUACUUUCCUUUCACACUUAAAGCUUUUGCAUUGAAAGCCACUGUUCAGGUUUUCUGUGACCGAUAA